AUGUCAGAACCUGAUUGGGAUGAGCUGUUGUUGACCAGUCAGAAUGAUGACGCGAUGGAUGAUGUAAUCAUCUUCAAUAUCCAACAGGUUGGGUCGGCUCAAAUGGCAGAGAUAGUAAUAUCAGUUAUUGCCAAAGUUGCUGAAUAUUUAGUAGAUCCAGUGAAACGUCGUCAAGAAGCAAUGAUUAAAGCUGAAAGAAUUGAUAAUGCGGUUAGGAAUUUGUUAGAUGGAGUGAAAAUGCAUAUGGAUGAGGUGCAAAAAUUGGAACAACAAAUGAAAGAAAACAACAAUUGCUUUCAAGGGAGGUGUCCAGAUUAUUGGAAGAGUUAUUGUUCGGGAAAAAUGAUGGCAAAAAAGAUAGAAAACACUAAACAACUUGUUCAAAGCAAUAAUUUUGAUCCCUUUUUUGUCAUUGGGGAAAUUCCAGAUAUGGAGUAUUUCUCUUUUGGUAAUUUGGUGUAUUUCCAGUCUACAAAGUUGGCUUCAAAUGAACUUUUGGGAGCUAUCCAAGAUGGUUGUGCCCACAUGAUUGGAUUGUAUGGAAUGGGAAGCUGUGGUAAAACAACCUUGAUUAAAGAAGUUGAUAAAAGGGUCAAGAAAUCAAAACUCUUUGAGCGAGCCAUACUUACAACUGUCUCCCAUAAUCUAGAUUAUAAAAGGAUUCAAGAUGAAAUUGCAGACACAUUAGAUUUGGAAUUGAAAGAAUAG
Prosopis cineraria is the source of this 708-nucleotide messenger RNA. RefSeq names its product putative disease resistance protein At5g05400. The transcript is spliced from 3 exons. Lineage: Eukaryota; Viridiplantae; Streptophyta; Magnoliopsida; Fabales; Fabaceae. The coding region runs from base 1 to 708 and encodes 235 amino acids. Gene Ontology annotation, molecular function: ADP binding. The record is from RefSeq and is a predicted model, not a curated record.